Clupea harengus (Atlantic herring) is the source of this 1610-nucleotide messenger RNA. It is a transcript of the gene cebpd, whose product is annotated as CCAAT enhancer binding protein delta. Lineage: Eukaryota; Metazoa; Chordata; Actinopteri; Clupeiformes; Clupeidae. Gene Ontology annotation, biological process: regulation of transcription by RNA polymerase II; regulation of cell differentiation; DNA-templated transcription. The record is from RefSeq and is a predicted model, not a curated record. Gene Ontology annotation, molecular function: RNA polymerase II cis-regulatory region sequence-specific DNA binding; DNA-binding transcription factor activity, RNA polymerase II-specific.
AGUGUGGGAGGUGUGAGCACACCCUUCUCUCCUCAAAUAGGAGCGGAGGAACACCAUGUGACUGUCAGUGGACCGUAGGCUAUGGCUUGUCAAGGAGGGGGAGGCGAGCGGCUGACGUAGGCAAAGGAGGGCAUACAUAUUCACUGAGCGAGCCACAGGUUAUUUCAGAGGAGCGAGAUCUCAGUGACACUUGACCUGAACAAGCUUUACAAGCUCAGAAACCAGAUUCAGAAAGAACUGAUUUACUUAGGACCAAGGGGACGCCAGUGACUCAACGCCGAACGUUUAGCCUAGCUGUCGCAAGGUAUAGUUCAGCGAGUGAGCAUACAAUUGGCCCUUUUUGUUUUUACCUGACAAGUAAUCAAAGUUGGCUGUCAACUUCCAGGCUACUAGGAGGCCAGCUGCGUUCAUGUGUGACAUUUACAACCUGGAUUCGCAGUGCGUCUCUUCACCAUGCAAUAUGAGUUGGGCGAUGGAGCCUACAAAUUUCUACGACAAUAAACUGAGCAGUCUCCCCGGAGACUGCAAAACCAUGCGAAGUGAUGGCAUGGUCGAGGAGACGAGUAUGGUCGAGCUGAGCACAGCGCCAGCCAUCUACGACGACGAGAGCGCUAUCGACUUCAGCUCGUACAUCGAAUCGAUGGCGUCAGUGCCCAAUCUCGAGCUCUGCAACGACGAACUGUUUGCGGAUCUGUUCAACAACACUGUGAAGCAAGAGAAAGCUGACUUCUGCUGCUCUAAUGCACCGUCCAGCCAACCGCUGCUGACGACGACCAGCACAUUUUGCGUCGGCAUUCAAAAGGACUUUGAGAGGAUGCAGAAUGGCAACUUCGAGAAAGGUGUAUUCAGCGCGCCCAUCAAACAGGAGACGGACUGGAGUGACAGUGACAUGUCCUCGCCGCUCGGCUCGCAGAUAGAGACCUGUGCGCAGACAUCGAUGACCCUGCACACAGGGCAGCCAACUCCACCAACUACGCCAGAGCCCCUUUCCGUCGGUUCCCCUUCGGGCCCCCGGAGACACGGGAAAGAAAAGGGUAAAAAGAACCUGGACAGAUACAGUCCGGAGUAUCGCCAGAGACGGGAGAGGAAUAACGUCGCUGUGCGUAAAAGCAGGGACAAGGCCAAAGUGCGCAACCUGGAAAUGCAGCAAAAGAUGAUUGAAAUGAGUUCGGAGAAUGACCGUCUGCACAAAGCAGUCGACCAGCUAACACGCGAGCUUACAAGCUUGAGGAACUUCUUCAAGCAGAUCCCCAACUCUUCUUAUGGGGGGACCGUGGACAGUCGGUGACAAGUGAAUCGUGCCUUAGAGAGACUGGACUCUUGAAAACAUACCUCAAAGGACAUAUUCUCUGUAGCAAUUGUACAUAAGUUACACCAGAUUACUUUUUGACACUGAAAAUAUGGCUAUUGCAGUCUCUUGCUGCCACAUAUAUAUAUAUAUAUAUAUAUUUUUGAAUUUUUGUAUUUUAAAUUAUUCUCAAACUUCAUAUAUUUGUCAUGGUACUCCAAACUCAUUACAAAUGCCAGAGCAUGUUUAAAAUUUUUAUAUGGUUUGUAUAAAAGUUGGGAAAUCUGUGAAAUCUGUAAUAAAAUGACUUGAAAUCCUGAAA